Messenger RNA from Salvia hispanica, 639 nucleotides. The record is from RefSeq and is a predicted model, not a curated record. Lineage: Eukaryota; Viridiplantae; Streptophyta; Magnoliopsida; Lamiales; Lamiaceae.
CAUUACAAAAUUCGUCGAAAUUUAAUUUCGCCAAUUAAUUAUACGCAGAAAAAAUGUGAAAGAGAGAGCUGACUUUGGCAAAGAAUCACAUUUCAGAUCCUUUUAUAGAAAGCCCAUUUCGAUUCUGGCUAUGCGACGAUGUCAGUGCUGAGAUUUCUGUGUGUGUUGGUCGCGGCGCUGGUCGGAGGCGGAGCUGCGGCGGCGGUGGCUGGGACUGCGCCGUACAGAGUUCACACGCUUUUCUCGGUGGAGUGCCAGAACUACUUCGAUUGGCAGACGGUGGGGCUCAUGCACAGCUUCCGCAAGGCCGGGCAGCCCGGCCCGAUCACCCGGCUGCUGAGCUGCACCGAGCAAGAGAGGAAGAAUUAUAAGGGCAUGGACUUGGCUCCCACCUUUGAGGUCCCUUCCAUGAGCUUGCACCCCAAGACUGGUGAUUGGUAUCCGGCGAUUAAUAAACCAGCUGGUGUUGUCCACUGGCUUAAACAUAGCAAAGAAGCAGAAAAUGUUGAUUGGGUGGUUAUAUUGGAUGCUGAUAUGGUUGUUCGAGGUCCAAUCUUACCAUGGGAGCUUGGUGCUAGAAAGGCAGGCCAGUUGCUGCAUAUUAUGGAGGACAUAGUAAGAGUAGCUAGGAACGUGUGA